Molecule: messenger RNA, 1380 nt
Organism: Zymoseptoria tritici IPO323
Lineage: Eukaryota; Fungi; Ascomycota; Dothideomycetes; Mycosphaerellales; Mycosphaerellaceae
Exons: 3
Coding region: 1-1380 (459 amino acids)
Biological process (GO): regulation of DNA-templated transcription
Molecular function (GO): zinc ion binding; DNA-binding transcription factor activity, RNA polymerase II-specific
Source: RefSeq, a predicted model, not a curated record
AUGGCAAACAUGAACACCGACGCAGAGGAUGAAAUCAAACCCCUUCGACAAGCGAAUAGAGCUUACCGGCGGCAGCUUGCGGAGACGAACGAUGCCCUCAAUUACACCAGACGGCAAUUGGCAUCUGCGCAUGGUCUCAUCGAUCGCCUCAGACACCAAGCCUCAGAGCUCGACACUGUUCCCUCGUCACGAAUCGGAGCCGAAGGGAGAAUGUUGGCAAUAAUUGGCCCUAGACUCAAGUUCCUCUCUCCAGACGAUGUGGGUUACCCCGACUGCAAGGACGACCCUGUGGACUGGACCGACAACGAGGCAUGGCUUCAAGGCUUACGACGACCGUCAUCGCCAGACGAAAUGGAAGUACUGGACAGAAAGCACACGUAUCAAGUUCAGGGAAUCAGCGACGUCUGGCCAAACCCGGGCUACCCAUGGCUUCGUGGGCAGACACUGCCGCGGCCGCAAACUGAAGCCGACCAGGCUGCUGAUGAAGUGAACGAACGCGCAGCAACAGCUGGACAAUCAGCUCAGCCGGCAAUUUCAACAUCUCUCGAACCUCAAAGCAAUCAUAUCAAUGAAAGGUCAGCAAAACAAACAGCUUCAGUGGCGGUCGGCAAAGACGGAGAAGCCUACGAGUCGGGCGGGACAAGCUACAAAAAUGAACGAAAGCGAUCACGACAAAUAUCGCCUCUGGACAGUCAUCCGCGGCCAACAUCUUCCCUCCCAGAUGCUCCGGCCAAGUCAACCUGGGGACUGCCAGCCUGUUCGGCCUGUCGAACCGCUAGAGUCAGCUGCGACUCUGCUCAGCCCUGCCAUCGCUGCAGGCGCACCUCCGAACCCUGUCACUUCACCAAUUGCGACAAAGGGGCUGACUGUGUCUAUCCGAACUGUAUCUUCCUCCAUCCUGGACAGGGCGAUCACACCGCUCGCGAGGAGACUAGACCCGCGAAACGAAACCGAACGAUCGAGAGACCGAGAGCCACAGACCGCUACAUUCCGGACCACAGUCGCCCGGAAUAUGUCGUCGAUCGCCGCGUCCAUCGUAGCGUUUGCGCCGCUUGCUGGGAUUCAGGUUCAAGCACCUGUCCUCACAAGAUCAAGGUUACGUUCUUCCGAACGUUCCAGCACAUAGCCAAGUCGACCCGGGGACGAAUCCAUCAUCACCUUCACCCCAACCCUCCGCGAACCCGCCUUCCUCUCUGUCAACUCAACGAUUCGAACCGAGUAUCGCACUGGUCAACAUACGAGUCUGGAGGAGAUGCGAAGCUUCAUGACACUAUUUGCGCAAUUCUGGAAUUCUGUGAGGUGAACGAGAACACCCCCUGGCUCACUCGUGAACUCGGACUCAACUGUCUGAGGGGGUGGCCGUCGCUCGAAGCAUUGUGA